CUUUUUUCUGUACCAAGUUCACACUUUCUUGUCUAAUCAUCUUCACACACGGUUCAAACACUCCUUCACUUUCAAUCCCUUUUUAUUUCCAUAUAAAUAAUCGAAAAUCCUUGUUUUGAUCUUCAUUUUUCAAUGCCAUAAAAUUCCCACAAAGAAAAUGACUUCCAAACAUUUCCUGUUCCUUUUUUUCUUCAUCUUCUGUUUCUCAUCGUUUCCAUCUCACGCUCGCUUCAUCACCGGCCGUCCAUCCCCAACAGGUCUCGUUUCCGAUGGGAUUUCCACCGUCAAAAACCUACCUUACCUCCUCCUUAAACCUCCGGUUUCAGCUGAGGAGUCGUGCGAACAGUCGUAUGGGUUCUUACCCUGCACCACGACAGUCCUGGGGAACAUGUUUUUGAUCAUUGUUUAUGGAUACCUCAUGUAUUUGGCUGCUACGUACUUGUCCUAUGGAAGUGAGCUUUUGCUUGAGAUCCUCGGUCCCGGUAUUGUUGGAGGAUUGUUCUUGCCUAUGCUUGGAGCUCUUCCCGAUGCAAUGCUUAUUCUCGUGUCCGGACUUUCCGGAACUGCCGAAACUGCUCAAAGCCAGGUCUCGGUCGGAAUGGGGUUGCUAGCGGGGUCUACUGUCAUGCUUCUCACGGUGAUAUGGGGAUCCUGCAUUAUCGUCGGCAGGUGUGAUCUUCAUGAUUCGGUUGCGAUCGAUGGAACAAACACGAAAGGUUUUAACUUAAAAGAGUCAGGUGUCAGUACCGAUAUUUGGACAUGCUAUGCUGCAAGAAUAAUGGCUAUAUCAGUUAUCCCUUUUCUUAUUGUUCAACUGCCACAAGCUUUAAGUUCGACUUCGGGACGACACCUAGCCGUUUUGAUUGCGCUUGUCAUAUCGCUCUUGAUGUUGAUUUCUUAUUGCGUUUAUCAGGUCUUUCAGCCUUGGAUCCAGAGAAGACGAAUCGCUUUCGCGAAGCACAAACAUGUCAUAUCGGGAAUUUUAAGGCACUUGAAAAAGCAUGGUCUGGGAAGGCUUCUUACUGAUGAUGGUGAACCUGAUACAGAGAUCAUAAGGAAGUUGUUCGAGACGAUUGAUGAGAAUCAUGACGGUGGUCUUUCUCCUUCCGAACUGAGAGCUUUGAUCAUAGGAAUCCGAUUUGAAGAGAUCGACUUGGAUCAGGACGAUGCCGUGAGUAAAGUAAUUGCCGAUUUCGAUACCUCCCGUGACAAUCUUGUACAGGAGGAUGAGUUUGUAGAAGGAAUCAUGAAAUGGAUUAAUGAGGCAAAGCAAACCGGGGGUGCUUAUCUCGAAUCUAAUGCCGGAACGUUUAAGUUUAUAGACCAUUUUCACCAGCAAACGAAGAGAGAACAUGCUCUGUUAGGAUCGGAGGAACAAAGCGAUGAGGUCGUCGAGAAUGUUGAAAACCCUCGAUGGAUCUCGAUCAAAGCAGUACUAAUGUUAUUGCUAGGUACCCUUAUCGCAGCUGCCUUUGCAGAUCCUCUUGUAGACGCGGUCGAUAACUUCUCCGAAGCGACAAGCAUUCCAUCUUUUUUCAUCUCAUUCAUCGCAUUGCCAUUAGCUACCAAUUCGAGUGAAGCCGUAUCGGCUAUCAUCUUUGCCUCACGCAAGAAGCAGAGGACUGCAUCUUUAACAUUUUCCGAGCUUUAUGGGGCGGUAACGAUGAAUAACGUCCUCUGCUUAUCGGUUUUCUUGGCGCUCGUUUACGUAAGGGGACUAACAUGGGAUUUCUCGUCUGAGGUGUUGGUGAUUCUUAUCGUUUGCGUCGUGAUGGGCGCAUUCGCCAGUUUCCGAACCACAUUCCCGCUUUGGACAUGUUCGGUUGCAUACAUCCUUUAUCCGUUCUCGUUGGGGCUCGUAUAUGUUCUCGAUUACGUCUUCGGCUGGUCGUAGGUUCAUGAACAUAACGACUAGUCUUUUCUUUAGACAUUGCAUAUCAGAGGGACUGUUUCGGAUUUUCAUUUUGGUUAUAUGUUUGUUCCUUUCUUUUAGGCAAUGUACACCUGUUUAUGUAAUAACCAAUUCCCAAGUCGAUCCGUUCGUGUAAAAUUUCCAUUUUGUCUACUAAAAAAGGGCCUAAUUGUGGUUAUAGUCCUUUUAGAUACUAAAAUUUGAGAUUUUAUCUUUCCGUUUUAAUUAAUGUAUUUUAAUUCUCUAUUUUAA
This is a messenger RNA of Gossypium raimondii (Peruvian cotton), 2164 nucleotides long. RefSeq names its product sodium/calcium exchanger NCL. Lineage: Eukaryota; Viridiplantae; Streptophyta; Magnoliopsida; Malvales; Malvaceae. The transcript has 7 exons. Gene Ontology annotation, cellular component: membrane. The coding region runs from base 158 to 1894 and encodes 578 amino acids. Gene Ontology annotation, biological process: calcium ion transmembrane transport; intracellular calcium ion homeostasis. The record is from RefSeq and is a predicted model, not a curated record. Gene Ontology annotation, molecular function: calcium:proton antiporter activity; calcium ion binding.